AUGCAGUCACUGGAGCCUGGGCAGGAGGCCGGUCCCGAAGACUGGCAAGCCACCGAGCUGGCCAAUCUCUGCCCACCCCCUCUAAGCCGGGGCAGCGGGACAGUGGUGGAGUCCCCAUUGCUGGACCCUCUGCUACUCAGCCAGGAGAUGCGAGAGCAGCUGACAGCUCACCUCCAACGGAAGCGGCUGCAGCUGCUGUGGGGCUUGCCUGGCCUGGUGCACAGCUCCCUGGAGAGGUCUGUGCCAGCCCUGCCGGGCUUCCUGGCAUGCACAGCCCCGCAGGCAGCCACCGACCACCAGAGGCCCCUUUUCAAGGUGGAGAGGAGGCAGUGCCUGGAGCACCACCUGAGGGAGAAAGCAGUGCAUCGCAAGUGGGGCCUCCCCAAGAGGGUCUGCAAAGCCCUCUGCUGGCCGCUGCCGCCUCCCGGGACACCUCUGGCCCAGGCAGCCCCACAGCAGGAGAGGCCCUCUUCGAAAGGGAGCAGCUCUCCAAAGCCACACAGCGUUGCGGCACUGCUGGCUUGUUCUGCCAUGACCAUGGCAGCCAAAGGCGGCAGAAGCUGGUGCAGCCCAGAAGCAACACAGGAGCCUUGGCCACUGGACUCGGGAAUGCCACGCCUGCUUGGGAAGCAGUGGGAAGGUCUUCCAGGGACUGAGAUACGGGAGCUGGGUGGGGAUGGCCCCUGGAACAGCCUGGCCACCUUGGAGCUCCUCCAGGUCCAUCUGCCCUCAGCCACAGCCCACCCGGACGGGGCUCAGAGCCUGCCUGGGGAGGCGGAUGCUAGUGCAGAACUCCAGCGCUGCAAGAGGCAGCAGCCAAGCUGGGGCCAGGCACCCCUUGCCCAAGGAUGUCCUCCUGCAGAGAAGCGUCCUCUUGCCGCAGCCGCCCAAGGGAAGAUGAAGCCUGAGGAAGGGAUCUGGGUCCCACUUCAGCCAGCCGGGGAUUCCCGCCAGACUGCCAGGGCCAUCACAGAUACCCAAAGAGAGCUGCCUCCACCAACCAGUAAACAGGAUGCCGCCCAGCUGGAUCUGGUCCUUUGGGAUCUGACCCCAGCCUUGGUUUCCCUCACAGGUGGCAGGGAGCAGGCCCCUGAGUGCCACCAAGUGAGCCCCCCCCUGACUGAGCGGACUUGUUGUGCUCACUCCGCCUUCUGCCGCCGCCACCAGGAGGCCGCUUUGAAGCCCUGUCCCACAAGCCUCCUGGGGAAAGCGGGGUCUCACACCCCUGAGGGGCUGGGCAGGCAAGCUAGUUCACCACGAGCAACAGACCUUUCCACAACCAGUCCCAGAGCAAAUCCAGGAUGUGAAAGAUUUCUUACAACUGACAAAAAGCAGUACUUUGAGUUCCACCUGCGCGAGAAGCUUCUGCAUCAGCGGUGGGGGGUGCCCAGGAGGGUGAAGGAGUCUGUGGCCAGGUCGGCCCUGGUGCAAAGCACCAUCAGGUGA
Molecule: messenger RNA, 1446 nt
Organism: Zootoca vivipara (common lizard)
Lineage: Eukaryota; Metazoa; Chordata; Lepidosauria; Squamata; Lacertidae
Source: RefSeq, a predicted model, not a curated record